AUGCAACAUCAACAUCCUCCUCCACCCACCCCCACCCCCACCGCCUCCUGCCCAACCCCUGCCACCGCCAACAUCACUAGUUAUGGUGACUACAACAGCUGGAGUACCCCAAACAACACCGGCUCCUGCCAAAAUAUCCGUCCCACUCAUGAGAAUGUGAAAGUAAAAAUGUCUCGCAUUGGAAAGUUAGAAUACCUUGUAAGGGCUUAUAAGGAGUUGGACUACGCCAUGAGGAACAUCACCACUAGCUGUUGUGCCUGCCGUGGCUGCCAUGGCCAAAACAACACCAGCUCCUGCCAUAAUAACCAUCCCACCGUCCUUAAUCGCUCCGUGCAGCACAUUGACACAAAAGUGUAUUUAAUGAAGCUGGUUUUUAGUGCAUAUCCCUUGGUACAAGGCUUAGUAGGGUACGGAAAGGAAAUUCCUAGAAGCUUUUCUUCUUCAGCUACAUUACUUCGGCUCUGCCCAUCAGGACCAAAAUUUUUGCAAGACAUGGAUAACAUACAAGAUAUCACACAAGGGAUACAUGAAUUGAAAUUUGAAGCGAUGGCACAUUCUUUUCCUGAGGAAAUCAUACAAGAGAUCCUAAUUAGGCUAUCCGUUAAAUCUCUGAUAAAAUGCACUUCAGUCUGCAAGGCAUGGAGGUCCAUGAUCAUAAACCAAAGCUUUAUUCAUGCCCACCUCAACCCAACAGUGGACUUUGCUAACCAGAAUGACAUUGACCUCCUCCUACUCCACAGAAUUUCUGGUAGCAAAAGCCUCAACUACCACCAAAACACGGUCGUUCACAAGGUGAAAGACGAGGUUCACUCUGUGCAUCAUGAUAACCAGGCGUUUGAUGUGUACUCCAAGAUCGAAUUUCCAAUUGCCGCAAAGAAAAACUACGGCAAUUCACAUCUUCGUGUGGUUGGCACUUGUGAUGGGCUAAUUUGCCUUGCGGAUGAUGUCCCCUCUUAUGCUUACAACUUCAUUAUAUGGAACCCAACCAUUAAAAAGUCAGUGAGCCUUCCCAUGCCUGGUAUUACCUUUCAGACGCAUGGUGGGUACGAUGCUUCUAUUGGGUUCGGUUUUGAUGCUACAACCAAUGACUAUAAGGUUGUGCGAGUUGUGACUUUAUUGGAUUACUAUGAUGAGAAGCCAACUCUAGCUGAGGUUUAUUCCCUAGCCACCGGCACAUGGAUGAGUCUUGGUUGUGUUUCUCCUGCAUGUCUAAUAGAUAAAGCUGCAUCCAGUGCUUUUGUUAAUGGGGUUCUUCAUUGGCCUGUAGCCUGUCAGACAGAUGUUGAAUCUUACUAUAUUAUAUUGACAUUUGAUCUAGGCAAGGAGGUGUUCGGUCAGAUACCUAUGCCGAAGAUUAUUCAACGGGAUUACUAUUUGGGAUUGCAAUUGUCUGUUUCAGAUAACAAAAAAUCUAUUGCUUUGUUCAUGAGGCCCAACAAUCGUGAAGAUUUCUAUAGGGAUUAUGGGCAUAAAGAUUCUGUUCUUGAUAUAUGGGUGAUGAAAGAGUAUGGGAGAGAGGAAUCAUGGACCAAAUUGAUUACUCUCAAUCCACAUGGUCCAGAAACAAUUUUCCUCAGCGCCUUAUGUUUUAGGAAGAGUGGGGAAUUACUGUUACUGCUCAAAGAAAAAGAGAGGCAGGAACUGGUAUCACUAGACCUCGUGAGGAAACAGCUUAAACUUAUUGGGAUUUCUGGAUAUAAAUAUUGUACUUGUCAUUUUUAUAAAGAGAGCCUCCUCUUACUCGACAAGAGCGAUGCAGAGUCAUACUAA
Molecule: messenger RNA, 1770 nt
Organism: Prunus armeniaca (apricot)
Lineage: Eukaryota; Viridiplantae; Streptophyta; Magnoliopsida; Rosales; Rosaceae
Source: the annotation of a GenBank genome assembly